Molecule: messenger RNA, 1327 nt
Organism: Nilaparvata lugens (brown planthopper)
Lineage: Eukaryota; Metazoa; Arthropoda; Insecta; Hemiptera; Delphacidae
Product: O-acyltransferase like protein-like
Exons: 4
Coding region: 88-471 (127 amino acids)
Source: RefSeq, a predicted model, not a curated record
AGUCACACCUAGUGAUUGGAUGGACGAUAUCUAUAUUGUUUGCGAUUGGAUCUAUGUUCGGUGGUCAUCCUCUCUUCCAAAUCGACCAUGAGUAUAACAGAUGGGGAGUCCUCACUGUACAUUGGUUUCUAUAGGCUUUUCUGGGGCCUGGCUAUGAGUUGGAUUCUACUUAUUUGCGUUACUGGAUAUGGAGGGUUUAUUGCUGACUUCUUGAACUGUAAACUCUUUGUAGUUCUUGGAAGACUUACUUAUGGAAUAUACUUGACGCACAAUGCUGUUAUAAUCUACAAGAUGGGAAGGAUGAGACAACCUGUAUUCUUUGAUAUUUACGAUCAAUAUCAGCAAUACUUUGGCGAGUUCAUCAUCAGCAUGGUAUGUGGGUUCAUACUUACUAUAAUGGUCGAGUCACCUGCACAAAUUCUUGAGAAGAAAAUUUAUAAGGAAGCCGGCUGGACAAAGUUCAUCCGAUGACAAAUUCCAUAGAACAAGGAGUGGAAAAUCUGCAGCCACAUUGGAGUCGGCAAUUCCAAUUCCUCGACCUCGGGUGGACAGUAGAUCUGGAAAAUUCAGAAUAUGAAAUAUGAAUCAAAAUGAACAACAAUAAGCAUUACCAACUUCCAUGGAGUUAUUCUUAUGUACUCGGUAUUGACUGAUAUUACGUGAUAAUACGUGAUUGAUAGUGUUCUAUCAAUGAAAUCAGUGUUAUUACAUUUAUGAGCUUCAAACAAUGAUGAUUAUUGAUGAUGAGCAUCAUGAAAUCAGUGUGAUUAUAUUUUAUAUAACAUUGAUGAGCUGCAAGUAAAUAUAUGGAGAUAUUGUCUAUAGACAAGUCACUACUUGGUAAUUUUCGAACUUGAAUCUUGAAUUUACUACCCUUUAAGAAAUAUUGAAGUGUGAGUGAGAGUAACAAUGAAACUAUAUUAAGAGGAUUUAUUUAUGUGUGAUUUGACGGAGCCGAUCAAGUGUAUUAGUUAAUACAUUUUUCCAGAACAUUCUUGUUCACAUGUAUUACUAGAUGCUUUUUUUCUAGAAUAUUUUUGCUCACAUUAUGUAUCAGUGUGUCGAUAUGCGGGUAUGAAUCAGUGAUUUGGUAAAGGAUAGUAGAUUUGAUUAGAAAGAGAACUACGAUACUACAUGAUAACUAUAAGAUGAUAAUUAUUAUUUAUCAUUCCAAUUCUGUUUAUCUAUUGAUAUUCUACAUUAUUUUAAUUUUGUAUCAUUGUACUAUUCGAUCUAAUGUACUAAUUACAGUUAUCGAUAUAACAUUCCACUAACAUUAACUAUUUAACAAUAACAUUACAAUUGUAUAAUAAAAAGUCGGUCAAUA